Messenger RNA from Spodoptera frugiperda (fall armyworm), 2503 nucleotides. RefSeq names its product cytochrome P450 6B1-like. Gene Ontology annotation, molecular function: iron ion binding; heme binding; oxidoreductase activity, acting on paired donors, with incorporation or reduction of molecular oxygen. Lineage: Eukaryota; Metazoa; Arthropoda; Insecta; Lepidoptera; Noctuidae. The record is from RefSeq and is a predicted model, not a curated record. The transcript has 2 exons. The coding region runs from base 34 to 1539 and encodes 501 amino acids.
UUUGUAGCACAUUACCUAUUUAACAUAGCAGAAAUGUUAGUGGGUAUAAUAAUAUUUCUUCUAUUGGUCACUAUUUAUUUAAAGUAUGUUGAAAUUUACUCAUUCUGGAGAAAGAAGGGUGUUAUCGGACCUACACCUUAUCCGUUUGUUGGGAAUUACGCACCGUUUAUAUUUGGAAGACUAAGUGAAGCAGAUUUGUUACGGAAGAUAUAUGAACAGUACCCAAAUGAAAGGUUUGUUGGAAUGUACAAAGGAGUCCGACCUGUUCUUCUACUCAGAGACCCUGAAUUGAUUAAGCUUGUGAUGGUCAAAGACUUCAAAUACUUCUCCGACAGAUGCAUUGAGAAGACGUUGCAGCUUGCCAAGAGCGUGUUCACGUUGAAAGGAAAUGAAGAAUGGCACGCAAAAAGAAAAUUGAUGACACCUCUGUACACAUCGAGCAAACUAUCCAAAAUACUUCCUUGUAUUCAAAAAUCUGCUGACAAUUAUGCGAAAUAUGUGAAUUAUCUGAUCGAUAACAAUAUCGACCAUGAGAUUCAUAAUCUACAAUCCAAGUUCAUGCUGCAAAACGUUGGAAUCUUAACAUUUGGUGUAGAAAUCGACCCUUUCUUUGGUGACAACGAACUUGAGACAGCUUUGAUAGAAACUACUAUCAAUCCUCAUCUAAUAAAUUCGCCACUACAUAUAGCCAACUACGUGUGUCCAUCACUAUUGAAAAUGUUAGCACCCCUCUUCCGAAUAAUAUAUCUGAGAAGACUGAUGAGCUUCGGCCAUUAUAUAACAUCAUUAAUUAAUAAGCCACGAGACGGUAAUGAUAUGAGUCACAUAUUUCUAAACCAUAUGGUGAAUCUUAAAUCUCGAGAUGAGAAAGUGCUUAACAGUAAACUGCAUGCAAUAGUAAAUAACACAGACAUAAUAGAGCAGACUUUGACAAUAGCUUUAGCUAGUUACGAGACACCGUCUAUUCUGUCAGGAAUGAUUCUUCACGAACUGGCUCUUCAUCAGGAGAUUCAAGAAAAAUGUUACCAAGAAAUCACGUCUGUGUUUGACAAACAUAAUGGACAACUAUCUUUGCAAGCUUUAAGUGAGAUGAAGUACCUGGAUAUGGUAUAUGAAGAAGCUCUAAGAUUGCAUCCCAUGUCGCACGUCCUUGAUCGAAGACCUACAGCUAAAUAUACUUUGCCAGACACGAAUUUGACUGUAGAUAAAAAUGUGUUUAUUUUCAUACCGACCCAUGGACUGCAACUUGAUCCGAAGUAUUACAAGGACCCCUGUAAGUUCGAUCCGGAUAGAUUUUUGCCAGAAAACAAGGAUAAGAUAACUUCAUACACUUAUUUGCCGUUUGGAUUCGGACCAAGAGCAUGUUUAGGUAUAAGAGCAUCAAAAGUGUUAGUAUUAUCAAAUAUUUCUUUAUUUUUAAAAAGGUUCAAGGUAUCACCGUCUUCUAAAACUAAAGCAGUAUUGAAGUUAGAUCCAAAGAGACUGCUUACCACUGUACCAUUGGGUGGAAUUUGGAUGAAAAUAGAACAUAGGAAUUGAUAAGAAAUAAGUUAAGGUAUAAAAUUAGAUUGACAAUUGUCGAAUGAUGCGUCGCGUCGUGGCCAUAGUAAUGUCUGUCUCAUUACUAAUCAUUGAACCUCUUGUUGUAUUGCGUUGUUACUAACUAAAUUAUUUAUUGCACACAAUAAAUAUUUUUCGUUUAAACGUCAUGGACGUUUAAACGAAAUAUUGAUUUAAUGUUAAUGUUUAGAUUGUAGUAUUUCCUUGUUUUUCUUCUUACUCCUCCUACGUUUAAAACUCCUUCGCAUUCAUUAAAAUCUUAUACAUAAGUUGUAGGUACAUGUUAUACAUAGGUAUCAACGAUUGAUGGAUCCAUCUCCACACUUGGUUGGCGAUUUGGUGAACCCUCGAGAAGAGGAGCAUGGUGAAUAAUGUAAUUAUAUUGCUGCCUUUUAAAAGACAGCGAUCCUAUAGGCCAUAAUCUAAAAUUAAAUAAUAACUUAAAAUUGCACAUUGAUAAUUUUGAAACCGAACAACCUAUUAGGCACCCAAUGUUAUGCUAGGAAUCGAAACCGAACCCCCUCGCUCGACUCUCGUAUUUACAAACACUCAAAUAAUGCGUAAUUUUUAAUGCUGUUUAUUAAAAUAGAUAAGUAACAAGUAAUAUUUAAUAUACAUAACAUAAUAUAUUUUCAUUACUCGUGGUUCUACACUGCACGAACAUGAAAAGUCGUGACAUGAACCGAUAAACACUAAACACAAUUAUAAUGAUACCCUGACAAAUACAUAAACAACAAUUUAUCGAAGUAGAUAAUAUGUUGUACAUUAAAACCGUAUCGUAAACGAGCAGACGGAUCACCUGAUGGUAAGCAAUCGCCGCCACCCAUGGACACCCGAAACACCAGAGGCGUUACAAGUGCGUUGCCGGCCUUUUGGAGGUUAGGAAUUUAAGGGAAUCUGAGAUUGGGAAGGGGAGUAAUUGGUGAUGACAAAUUGGAAUACA